AUGGAGUCACCCGUACGCUCUCUAUCCCGCUCUUCAUCCUUUGCUCCGGGCCCGCACCGUCGGUCACACCCCAACCUGCACCACUUGUCCCUCGCACCGUUGACACCCAAGUAUCCCAUUGAUCCAGCGGACUACGACGCGUACUUUGACCCGUCAACGUCUGAGCUCCACACCUCCGCCUCUAUAAGCCAGAUCUCCGGCCUGCCAUCGCCGGGCGGGAUAUUAACAAGCCAUUCCGCAGCACACUCCCGGGCCAGCUCACGCACUAGAUUGAAGAGGAAGACGAAGUCGAGUGUUUCCGUGCACGGAUCCGCGGCUACUGCAGGCUCACAGCCGCACCAAGCUCACCUUGAAGCUCCUUCGGGUGCCUUGACAAGCGAAGGGUUCGGACACAGGAAGGCGAAUCGCGUCAGCUCUGGUCUCCGCAUCCACAUGUCCGACUCCUCAUGGCUGAUCCAAACAGGCCUCGCGUUGACUGAAGGAUCUCGCGAAAGUAAGGGCCAGUCAUGGAUUGUCAAGCGAGACUCUUCGACAUCACUCGCCUCGCCUUCGUACGUCCCGACCGAAGAACGUGCGACCCACAGUUCAACGCACCCGAGUAGAUCAGCCCGUGCCACUCCCAGCAUCAGCCGUAGGAGCAGCUUCAAACGCGGUAGCCGACGCUCCCUUGCAAUAACCCCAGCAUUGCACACUCCACUGUCACUUGGCCUCGACGAGCCAGACUCAAACUCAAUGCCCGACUGGGCGGAUGAUCGCACCCAGGCAGAAAUCGCCGCUCAAGUUGGGAACGACUUGGCCGAGGAGUUCGACUACGACGGAGAUCCGUACGGUGUUCUAGAUUUCGAAGGUCAAUUUGACAGUGAUGAAGAUAAUGAUAGUGACGAAGAGGAAGUACGCCGGGAAAUUCUGGCUUCUGGGUUUCAUAUGGGAAGCUGGGUGGAUGGAAUUGUGGAUGUAUUCUUGCGACUGGAAGAUCCACCCGAUUCUUCCUCGGAACAAAACCUGGAUCUGGAGACUGGGAGUCGAUUUCCGUCUAGAGAGAUGCCCGCAAAUAUUGAUGCAGCUCAACUACCAUCUAGCGGGGCGGAAAAUGGAGAACCCAAACCAACCCACUUCGAAUCUGAUAACUCUGUGGAACCUCCACCUGUCCAGCAACAAGGAGGGCUAUGGAAUGAUGUCGCUUGGUUCGGACGCCUCGUGGCAAGAACAGUCAGGUCUUAA
Messenger RNA from Exophiala aquamarina CBS 119918, 1221 nucleotides. RefSeq lists its product as uncharacterized. The transcript is spliced from 2 exons. Lineage: Eukaryota; Fungi; Ascomycota; Eurotiomycetes; Chaetothyriales; Herpotrichiellaceae. The record is from RefSeq and is a predicted model, not a curated record. The coding region runs from base 1 to 1221 and encodes 406 amino acids.